AUGUCGGACAAUGUAGCCAAACGUAUGUCGAAGAGUUUGACUAUUAAAACAGCAUCCCCAUCCACGUCAACAACAGAUCGAACGAUGUCACAACUAGAAACAAGGGACAUAGCCGUAAGCGAUGGUGGUGGCGCUGGCAUCAAUAAAACAAAAUUUGUUACAAUGAGAAAAUUAAAAACCAUUCAUUCUCAUGGUCAGCAAGAAGUUCCUGCACCGUCUACUCUAAGCACUUCCUCACUAACAAAUGAUUCGGGAAAUCCCACAUCACCCAGUUCUCUGUCGUCGACAUCACCAACAUCGCCUACAACUCAAGAUUUGCAGGGUUCGGCUGAUUUACGGCAAAUGAAAAAGGAUUGUGACCCACAGUUUUCUCGAUUCGCUGAUUACUUUGUGAUAUGUGGUUUAGAUUUGGAUACUGGUUUAGAGCCGGAUAGAUUUGCUGGUGAUAAUUUGCAGUGCUCCCCACUAGAUCGAGCAUAUAAGAGUAAGCCGUUGGCACAUUACCCGGAGAAUGUGCCAUGGAAUCCCUUUGAUUCACACGGAAUUUGUAUGUUGUCGCUGCCGCAAGGUUUACGCUUUCGGACGCAAAAGCAUAACAUUGAACCAAAGUUUCAUUCCUUUGCAACAACUAGAGAAGAUGGUAAGCGCUGUUAUGGAUUUAGUCUUGUAUUUUACGAAGAAAUACGCAAUAGAGACAUAUGCAGUGCCAUGCAUACGCUACAGUCCAUGUUCAUUACCGAACUAUCCAAUGGACAGCAGACACAUUCGUUAUCCCGAAUAAAAGAUAGUCCCGUUAGCAGAUCUUUGCCUCGUCAUUUCAAAGUGGCUGGCCAAGCGCCACAAUCAGCACAAAGUUAUUAUGAUAUUACAAAAGACAAACUCUAUGUUGCCAAAAGUAUUUCUUUGAUAUGCCAACAGCCGUACGCGUUUGCAGCUGAGGUGUUCUUAAGAAAUCUAUAUAAAUGUCUUCCGCGCCAGCCGGGUCCUGGUAUAAGUCUCGAAUCAUAUGUCUACAAUAUACUAUACGAAGUAAUGUUGCCACAACCCGGCAAAUCUAUUCGAAUUUACUUGCCUCCAUCGGAAGCACAUUUGCCGCCGAUAGCUUUAACGUUACAGAGACCGGAUGUACCUUCAGAACUGCCGUUGCUGGAUUUUUCUCUUAGAUUACUCUUCACUUACUUGGGUGUCGAGUGCGUUAUACAACUACUUACAUGUGUUUUACUGGAAAACCAAGUUUUGCUUCGGUCUAAUGAUUACCAAAAACUAAUGGUUGUCGGCGAGUGUAUAACUUCAAUUCUCUUUCCUUUCGUAUGGCCACAUGUAUAUGCACCCAUUCUACCUGCUGCUCUGCACCAUUUUCUCGAUGCUCCUGUGCCCUUUGUAAUGGGUUUGCAUGCCGAAUGCGAGGCAGCUAAUAAAAUUGGCUCUGAGGCGACACUUUGUUUCGUGGACAUUGAUAAGAAAAUCAUACAAUUACCAGAAGAGUUGCCAGUUUUUCCACAUAAAAUGGAUUUUAUGGCAGAAAUCAUUUCAAUUUUAGAUAAAUUUGAAAUAGAGAGAGAUCGUAUAAAUGAACCUAACCUAAGGAAUGGCUAUACUCGCGACCCUGACGUUAUGAUGAGUAGUUGCACACUACCGAGUGGCUUGCAAGCCGCACGCAGGAGCAAAGAACGUUUUCAACAACUACAGGAAACGGUAUAUACAUUAGGUUCUUCUCCUGAAGGUAAUAACCACGGCAAUUUGCAUUAUCAACCACUAGUGGCACAUCCCUCGAGAAUUGAUCAUGUUCCACGCAUCGCAGAUUUUCUCAGAAGAAAAAAUGUACGACCAUCUUCUCCAAUAUCAGCCGUGGGUGAUUAUGUCGAUGCUUCCGCAUCUGUACCUUCUGCAAUGUCGUCACCAACACGACCACGCAACAAGGAUGUUAAAUCGCAGGCGCUACAACUAAGUCCAGAAGAGCAAUAUUACCAGGACUUGCGAAUUAAUAAUGCUUUACGCGAAGUUUUCCUAAAUCGUUUCGUGCAUAUGUUUUUCGCCUACGAAUUUUUCGUCAUUUAUCCCAACCAGGACAGAGAUGAAUGGUUAAGCAACCGGGAGACUAUACAGAAUUUUGACAAAUCUUCGUUUCUAUCAGAUCAGCCGGAGCACCACAGACCAUUUUUAUCGCAAUUUUUGGAAUCUCAAAUGUUUGCUACAUUAGUUGACAACAAAAUACUAUCUAUAUGGGACAAAGAACCGGAUCCUAAUCUAAAAAUGUUUGAUCAAAGAAUUAAACUUUUAAGGAAACGUCAUGGAGAAAAUAUGAUUUGUGCCACGAGCUAUGAACCCUGUGUUGUUAGUCAGGAGUCUCAACAAGUCUUUGAGAAACGGCUUACGUGUGUGGACAUUGAAGUAACACCACCCAGUGAAAUACUGUCGAAUCGUGCAGCUUAUUUCCGCAGCUUUCCCAUUCUUGAAAAAUCUGUACUAAAUCAAGAAUGUACUUCGAGAGGUAACAGUUUAAGACGCGUAAAAAAUGGAAACAAAUGGAGAACCAAAGAGAUAAACUUUGACCAAAAGCCAACAACAAAUAAUGCACUAAAUAGGCUUUCAGCUAAUCUAACCAAUACAGAGUUAAGUCCAGCGUUGAUCGCACAAGCCAAUUGGACUUUUGUGGAGAGGCUAUUGAAGGAUGUAAAAAGCAAGACAAAGCGUAUGCUGUUGGAGAAAAUGGGCACUGAAGCGGUUGCUUUAGGCCUAAGUAAAAACGAUGGAAUCGAGGAAAACACGCUAAUAGCAUCGCUGUGCGAUUUAUUAGAAAAGAUAUGGUCACAUGGAUUACAGACAAAGCAGGGCAAAUCUGCAUUAUGGACUCAUUUGCAAGCUUAUGUUGAGUUACAGGAUACACGCUCAUUGAACUCUAUACCAAAUAAUAGUGUUAGCAAUGCACAUUUGAAUACAAAUGCAUCCUCUCCGAAGGCCGCUGGAAAUAAUAAGAUUGGCACCACUUCAAGCUAUGUAACUGCCCCUGCUAUGGCUUGGAAUGUUAUGCGCAAACGUAUGGACUAUUUGUCUACAUUUCAGAGUGAUCUUGAUAAUCCACCGAGCCCAAAUCGAAGUCGUUCGAGAGAUCGCAAUAAAUUUGUUGGUUUGGAACAUUUAUGCCCUCUGCCAGAAUCUAUAGAAUUUGACGUCCGAAAUGUCAUGGCGAUGGCAGACAUUAAAACUCAAAUUGGUUACACCAGAGCCUGGGUACGUUUAGCGUUGGAGAAGAAAUUGUUGUCACGCCACUUUCGUACGCUACUGUCCGACGAUGCUCUUUUGCGUUCCCUUUAUAAACGAUCGGCAUUUUUAAGGUGUGAUGAGGAGAAAGAACAAUUUCUAUAUCACAUUUUGACAUUGAACACGGUGGAUUACUAUUCGUUCACAAAUACUUAUCCAGCAACGAAACUCCCAUAUCGUGUUGUUAUAUUCCCUUCCCGUAAACAUGGUUCAUACCAUACGUCGAGUAAUGUUUGGAUAGUUGUAUCGGGAACCCUAAACGAAACACAGAAGGUGCCUGUGCCAAAGGGUUCACUCGAAUUUAUAUUCCAUUAUAAAAACUUGGGUUUGAUGACUACGAUGCGUAUUGGCCAUGACAAUGCAGGUCCAUCGAACAAAUGGCUUAUAGAACAUGUAGUCAUGCGCAACGAAGUAACCGGACAUACCUAUAAGUUUCCUUGCGGACGUUGGUUGGGUAAAGGCGUUGAUGAUGAUUCAACCGAGCGGCUUUUGGUAGGUCAGCGAAUCUCAACGAAUGUUAAGGCAAGUGAAAUGGAUCAGUCAUGCCAUACGCCUCCUCGAACACGUAGCCCAAGUAUUCAGCGUGGUCAAGACUUGCCACCCAUCUCGGAUAUCCAACACAGACUAGGUAAUUGUGUUAAUGUCAUUGUGAAAUGGCACUACAAACCCAGCAGAGAUCGCGAUGUCGGUACACUCACCAAUUUAUUGUGUGGCGACGACGGCCUUGUUAAAUCGCUAGAAAACGUAUUUCUCUGCGGGUUUCGUUCAACAAGAUUUUUUGGUCGGAAUCUUUACAUUUGGGACUAUUUCACUAAAAUCAAAGAACAAUUUGAAUUGUAUCUGCAACAAGAGCAGCAACAAUUUGAUGAGUCUGGUUCUAGCAUAGACUCAUCCAUCGGCAGCGCUAGUAGCCACCAACGGAGGGAAUUAAGUGCUAUAUGGCGAUAUUACAUUCAGCUUAUGGAUGAAAUAAACAAAGUUGGAAAUACCCUGGGCAAAGAUGGAAAAUUCCAAUUACUCAUAUGCCUCAGCCUGAGGGAUCACUUAUUAACACGCAUGAUUAAACCUAUGUCUGUCACUAAAGUAACACAAGAGAUGUAUGAGGAGGAAAGUUUCCUACGUCGAAAAAAUCUUUUGACCUUCUUAAUACAGAUUUUGGAGCCGUUGGAUGAUUGUCACAUUAUUUUGGAGAAUUCCAUUACUCAAGGAAUUCCCUCGCAAUGUUGA
Molecule: messenger RNA, 4488 nt
Organism: Musca vetustissima
Lineage: Eukaryota; Metazoa; Arthropoda; Insecta; Diptera; Muscidae
Gene: pns
Product: DENN domain-containing protein 5B
Exons: 16
Coding region: 1-4488 (1495 amino acids)
Molecular function (GO): small GTPase binding; guanyl-nucleotide exchange factor activity
Source: RefSeq, a predicted model, not a curated record